ACUUUCCACUUCUUUUCACAGGAUAAUAUAAACGUUUUUUUGAAAGCUUGUGAACAGAUUGGAUUGAAAGAAGCCCAGCUUUUCCAUCCUGGGGAUCUACAGGAUUUAUCAAAUCGAGUCACUGUCAAGCAAGAAGAGACUGAUAGGAGAGUGAAAAAUGUUUUGAUAACUUUGUACUGGCUGGGAAGAAAAGCACAAAGUAACCCCUACUACAAUGGUCCCUAUCUUAAUUUGAAAGCAUUUGAGAAUCUUUUAGGACAAGCUCUGACUAAGGCACUUGAAGAGUCCAGCUUCCUGAAGAGGACUGGCAGAGACAGUGGUUACGGUGAUAUCUGGUGCGCUGAGCGUGGAGAAUUUCUUGCUCCUCCAGGCAACUAUAAGAGAGAAGAUUCAUUUGAAAGCUUGGACUCUUUGGGGUCUAGGUCAUUCACAAGCUGCUCCUCUGAUAUCACGUUGAGGGGGGCACGUGAAGGUUGUGAAAGUGACACAGAUUCUGAAUUUACAUUCAAAAUGCAGGACCAUAAUAAAGAUGAUAUGUCAUAUCGAAGGAUUUCGGCUAUUGAACCAAAGUCUGCUUUACCAUUUAAUCGCUUUUUACCCAACAAGGGUAGACAGCCAUCCUAUGUGCCGGCGCCCUUAAGGAAGAAAAAGCUGGACAAAAAUGAGGAUAACAGAAGAAGCUGGGCAAGCCCAGUCUACACAGAAGCCGAUGGAACAUUUCCAAGUAACGAGAGGAGAACUUGGGGCACAAACGUGGAGAACUGGCCAACAGUACAAGAAACUUCAGACUCCUCUUGUUAUUUGGAAGAGGCAGAAGAAAAGACAAGCAUACCCAACACUGUAAGGGAUGAUCUUUAUGUGCGAAAGCUAAGCCCAAUCAUGCCAAGCCCAGGGAAUGCUUUUGAUCAGUUUCUUCCCAAAUGCUGGAUCCCAGAAGAUGUGAACUGGAAACGAAUAAAAAGGGAAACUUAUAAACCAUGGUAUAAAGAAUUUCAGGGAUUCAGUCAGUUUUUAUUACUUCAGGCCCUCCAGACAUAUUCUGAUGACAUCUUGUCUUCCGAAACACAUAUCAAAAUUGAUCCCACUGCUGGCCCAAGGCUCAUAACACGCAGAAAGAAUCUCUCUUACACACCAGGAUAUAGACCAGAUGACCUGGAGAUGCCAGCCCUGGAUCCUGACUUAGAGAAUGAUGAUUUCUUUGUCAGAAAGACUGGGGCUUUCCAUGCAAACCCAUGUGUUCUUCGGGCUUUCGAAGACUUAAGAAGGCUUUCUGGGCAAGACAAUCCUGUAGAGCAAGAUAUAAUACUGCAGUGUAGGGAAGGUGAACUUGUGCUUCCAGACCUAGAAAAAGAUGAUAUGAUUGUUCGCCGCAUUCCAGCACACAAGAAAGAGGUGCCUCUGUCGGGAGCCCCAGAUAGAAUACCAGCCAUCCCUUUCCCCGAACCCUGGACUCUUCCUCCGGAAAUUCAAGCAAAAUUUCUCUGUGUACUUGAAAGGACAUGCCCACCUAAAGAAAAAAGUAAUAGCUGUAGAGUGUUAGUUCCUUCCUGGAGGCAGAAGAAAGAUGACAUGUUGGCUCGUAAGAUCCAAUCUUGGAAGCUGGGAACUACUGUGCCUCCAGCCAGGUUCACCCCUGGUCCCUGCAGCGAGGCCGACUUACAGAAGUGGGAGUCCAUCCGGGAGGCCAGCAGGCUUAGGCACAGGAAGCGGCUGAUGGUGGAGAGACUCUUUCAAAAGAUUUAUGGUGAGAACGGGAGCAAGUCCAUGAGUGAUGUCAGCGCAGAGGAUGCUCAGAACUUCCGUCAGCUGCGUUACGAGGAGAUGCAGAAAAUAAAGUCACAGUUAAAAGAACAAGAUCAGAAAUGGCAGGAUGACCUUGCAAAAUGGAAAGAUCGUCGGAAAAGCUACACUUCAGAUUUGCAGAAGAAAAAAGAAGAGAGGGAAGAGAUUGAGAAGCAGUCGCUUGAGAAGUCUGAGAGAAGAUCUAAGACAUUUAACGAAAUGCUGCAGGACAGGGAAUCCCCAAAUCAGAUGUCUACAAUUACAUCGAGGAGGAGACUGUAUUCUUCUGAUGAUGGAGUGAAUGAAGAAAAGCUUCCCCCUGUGCUGACUAUGUCAGAAGCAAGUUCCCAGAGUGAGAGAGUAGAAGAGAAGGGAACCACUUAUCCGACGGAAAUUCCUAAGCAAGAUUCUACAACUUUUGCAAAAAGAGAGGCUACUAUCACAGCUGAAAUUCAGCUUCCUUCGAAAAGCCCCGUGGAAGAACAACGCCCAGCCUCUUUGUCUUCUCAGCAUUCACGACAAAUGGAGUCGACUCGAGUUUCAGCUACUCUCCCUAGAAGUUACCAGAAAACUGAUGCGGCCAGGUUAACGUCUGUGGUCACACCGAGACCUUUUGGAUCUCAGUCAAGGGGAAUCUCAUCACUCCCGAGAUCCUACACGAUGGAUGACGCUUGGAAGUACAAUGGAGAUGUAGAAGGCAUUAAGAGAACCCAAAGCAGUUCGGUCAGCAUCUCUGUGCAAAGACCUGACACGAGCCAGUUUGCUUCCAGGUCAUCCAGCGAAAGAGAGGCAGCAGCAUCCAGAGAAAGUGUGAUGAGGCUGCUCUCUCCUACACCCACCUUCACAUCUCCUUCCCAGGGCCAGGCUGCCACUUCGAAAGACACGUUAUCUCCAACAUCUAGCCCUGAUUUAACGUCUGAGCUUGGAGAAGGGAGAAGCUCACCACAGACAGAGGUCUCAAGAUCACAGGAUCAGUUCAGUGAUAUGAGAAUCAGCAUAAACCAGACGCCUGGGAACAGCCUUGACUUUGGAUUUACAGUAAAAUGGGAUUUUUCCAGGAUCUUCGUAGCAUCAGUCGAAGCAGGUAGCCCAGCAGAAUUUUCUCAGCUACAGGUAGAUGAUGAAAUUAUUGCUAUCAACAACACUAAGUUUUCAUAUAAGGACACAAAAGAGUGGGAGGAAACCAUGGCUAAUGCUCAGGAAACUGGAAACCUAGUAAUGGAUAUCAGGCGCUAUGGAAAGUCUGGUUCACCUGAAACAAAGUGGACUGAUGCAACUUCUGGAAUUUACAGCUCAGACAAAUCUUCAAGUCUAUCAAUCACAGCUGAUUUCUCAGAAAGCCUUCAGAAUUCUAAUACUGAAUCAAAGGAAAUCAAUGGAAUUCGUGAUGAAAGCAAUACUUUUGAAUCAAAAGCCUCUGAACCUAUUUCUUUGAAAAACUUAAAAAGGCGAUCACAAUUUUUUGAACAAGGAAGUUCCGAUUCUGUGGUGCCUGAUCUUCCAGUCCCGACCAUCAGUGCCCCGAGUCGCUGGACGUGGGAUCAGGAAGGGGAGCGGAAGCGGCAGGAGAGGUGGCAGAAAGAGCAGGACCGCCUGCUGCAGGAAAAAUAUCAGCGUGAACAGGAGAAGCUAAGGGAAGAGUGGCAGAGGGCUAAGCAGGAGGCUGAGAGAGAGAAUUCCAAGUACUUGAAUGAGGAGCUAAUGGUCCUAAACUCAAACAGCAUUUCUCUGACCACACGGGAGCCUGCUGUGGCCACCCGGGGUGAAGAGUCCAAGGCACCUGACAGGGAAGAAGCCCCAGCAAAGGAGGAAACGAGGCAGCAGCAGCAGCAAGAGAAAGACCAGGAGCAGAAGCGGCGCCAGGCAGAGGCAGAGGCAGAGGCAGAGGCAGACGAGCAGAAGCGCCAGGCGGAGAGAGAGAGGGAAACUUCUAUCCAAAUAUACCAGUACAGAAGGCCUGUUGAUUCCUAUGACAUACCAAAGAGGGAAGAAGAAUCUCCAGGUUUGCUUCCUAGUGACAGGAAUAAAUCCAGAUCCACUACUGAACUGGAUGAUUACCCCACAAAUAAAAAUGGAAACAAUAGAUAUUUAGACCGAACUGGGAGCAGUAGCUCAUCGCAGAAAAGCUCCAAGAAGGAACAAGUCCCAUCAGGAGCGGAGUUGGAGAGACAGCAAAUCCUUCAAGAAAUGAGGAAGAGGACGUCCCUUUAUGAUGACAACAGCUGGAUCCGACAGCGCAGUUCCAGUGUCAAUAAAGAGCCUAUUUGUCUGCCUGGGAUUAUGAGAAGAGGCGAAUCUCUAGAUAACCUGGAUUCCCCAAGAGGCAGUUCUUGGCGACAGUCCCCUUGGCUCAACCAGCCUUCAGGAGUCUAUGCCACUUCCUCCGUCCAAGACUUCAGUCGCCCCCCACCUCAGCUGCUGUCCACUUCGAACCGUGCCUACAUGCGGAACCCCUCCUCCAACGUACCCCCUCCCUCAGCGGGUUCCGGGAAGACCACCGCCCCGUCCCCCGUACCGCGCAGCCAUUCCCCUGCGGUUCCGCAGCCCGGCUGCCAGCCACGCAGCAGUGUGUGGCCUGUGAUCGUGACCUCGGAGGCUCUUCCUCAGGAACCGAAGUCAGAAUCCGAAACAACCAACUGUAUUGCAACGACUGCUAUGUCAGAUUCAAAUCUGGACGGCCAACCGCCAUGUGAUGUAAGCCUCCACACGAAAGCACUGUUGCAGAUAGAAGAAGAGGUGGUUGCUGCUGAUAUAGAUCUAUAA
Messenger RNA from Lipotes vexillifer (Yangtze River dolphin), 4545 nucleotides. RefSeq names its product LIM domain 7 (gene LMO7). Gene Ontology annotation, molecular function: protein binding. The transcript is spliced from 28 exons. The record is from RefSeq and is a predicted model, not a curated record. Bases 511 to 4545 code for a protein of 1344 amino acids. Lineage: Eukaryota; Metazoa; Chordata; Mammalia; Artiodactyla; Lipotidae. Gene Ontology annotation, biological process: regulation of signaling; regulation of cell adhesion.